This is a messenger RNA of Anopheles nili, 1524 nucleotides long. Its product is annotated as chromosome-associated kinesin KIF4-like. The record is from RefSeq and is a predicted model, not a curated record. The transcript has a single exon. Gene Ontology annotation, molecular function: microtubule binding; microtubule motor activity; ATP binding. Gene Ontology annotation, biological process: microtubule-based movement; mitotic spindle organization. Lineage: Eukaryota; Metazoa; Arthropoda; Insecta; Diptera; Culicidae. The coding region runs from base 1 to 1524 and encodes 507 amino acids.
AUGUAUUCCGGUUCCGUGCCGGAUACCGUACAGGUAGCUGUACGCAUUAGGCCGUUGUCGUCCCAGGAAAUAUCGGGCGGCUAUCACAACGUGAUCGUGCAACCAAAUCCCGCUGAACCACGAAUAGUGGCACGAGGUGCAGAGGAUUUCACCUUCACUGAGGUGUUCGGGCCAUCGGUGUCGCAGCAGGAAGUGUACGAGCGGUCCGUACGAGGAAUCGUCCUGAAACUACUCGAAGGCUUCAACGUGUCCAUCUUGGCGUAUGGACAGACUGGGUCAGGCAAAACGUACACCAUUGGCACAUCGUUCGACGGGCGACUUACGAACAAGAGCGGCAUCCUGCCCCGAGCUCUGCUAGACAUCUUUGAAGCGGUGAACGCGGGAGAAGCCGGCAGUCCCAGCUAUCGUGUGUUUUGUUCUUUCAUGGAAUUGUACCAGGAACACGUGUACGAUCUGUUGUCACAUCGAAAUCGGUAUGAGCGGUUGCUAGGUAUUCGAGAGGAUGCCGAGGGAGUCAUCGUGCCCGGACUGACGGAGCUCUCCGUCUCGAGUGCCGAGGAAACGUUCCGUUGGCUGAUGCAUGGCGCUAACUGCCGUGCAACGGCCCCAACCAGCAUGAACAAGGAGUCUAACCGAAGCCACACCAUUUUCACCGUGAUCAUCCGGUCACGGCGUCGAGUCGGCGCCGAAGGAGGCGAACACGUCAUGUUGUCGAAGCUACAUUUUGUCGACCUGGCCGGGUCCGAGCGUGCGAAGAAGUCACGUGCCAGUGGCGAUCGGUUGCGGGAAACUAUUCAAAUUAACAAAGGUCUUUUGGCGCUCGGGAACGUCAUCUCUGCGUUGGCCUCAUCCAGUGGAAUUUCACCAGCGAAAUUGGUACGUCCCCCGUUCGUAUCGUACCGCGAUUCGAAGCUAACCCGGCUUCUGCAGAAUUCACUCGGCGGUAACUCGAUCACGCUCAUGCUGGCUUGCGUGUCCCCAGCGGACUAUAACAUCGAGGAGACGAUCAGCACACUGCGUUACGCCGAUCGUGCCAUAUCUAUCCGCAACAAACCCUCGAAAACGCCGACGGGGUCGGUGAGCCAAACGAGUAGCAUGGCGGAAGUGGAGCGGUUGUCCAAGACCGUCUCACAGCUGCGUACGGAGAACGACCAGUUACGGAGGCGCAUUUCCGCCGAACUUAAGCCAGCCCUCGAUGCUGGACUGCCAGGGGGUGAGAAUGGCACUCGCAGACAGCUUGCCACUCAGAAUCGGUUGCUACAUGGGCAGCUACAAUCAUCGAUCGAAGAAUCGACCCGGAACGAGCUUCGAGCGUCGAUUGCCGAGAACGCUAUUGGGAGGCUGGAACCGCUGGUACUGCACGAGUUUUAUGAUGAUGAACAGCGUCAAGGGCGCGAGAAUGGUCUCAUGGCGUCCAGGGAUGAACUGCGAUCACAAUGCGAAGAGAUUCUGCUUCGGUAUCGUACCGAAUACGAGGCUCUCCGGCAGCGCCCUAAGGCUCAACAUAGGUCUACGUUAGAUUGA